Messenger RNA from Aegilops tauschii subsp. strangulata, 543 nucleotides. RefSeq lists its product as uncharacterized. The record is from RefSeq and is a predicted model, not a curated record. Lineage: Eukaryota; Viridiplantae; Streptophyta; Magnoliopsida; Poales; Poaceae.
AUGGAGCUGGGCGAUGGGGGCAGGAAGGAGGAGGUUGGAAGAAGGACCAUGCGUAGCGGGGGCGACGGAGACGACGACAGGCAGCGCCCCUACGACGGCGACGACGACGACGACGAGGGGACGAGGCAGCCGUACAAGUGCGCGUUCUGCAGGAGGGGGUUCCCCACGGCGCAGGCGCUCGGCGGGCACAUGAACGUGCACCGGAAGGACCGGCCAGCCACUAAGGCGGCGCCAAGGGGCGCCGGCAUCUGCGGUCAGGAGUCGCCGGCGGUCAUCGACGCGCUCCUGGCGUACGGAGUGCUGGUUCAUCCGGAGGCGAGCGGCGCCGCUGGAGGGAGCUCCAGGAUCCGUGCCCAGCGGCCGCCACGGGAGCUCCGGCUUUUCGGCCAUGUCGACGACGCCGGUCGUGGCAAGGAAGAUCAAAGCUGGAGCGCCAGAGAUCGAGGAGGGUGCCACGAAGCCAAGGAUGAUGCCGGCGAUCACGGCGAACAAGAGGAGGAGGAGUUGGAUUUGGAGCUGAGACUCGGUGCUGCGGGUCAGUGA